Messenger RNA from Conger conger (European conger), 8052 nucleotides. RefSeq names its product RLF zinc finger (gene rlf). Gene Ontology annotation, cellular component: nucleus. Gene Ontology annotation, molecular function: DNA-binding transcription factor activity, RNA polymerase II-specific; DNA binding. NCBI's taxonomy places the organism in Eukaryota, Metazoa, Chordata, Actinopteri, Anguilliformes, Congridae. Gene Ontology annotation, biological process: regulation of transcription by RNA polymerase II. The record is from RefSeq and is a predicted model, not a curated record. The coding region runs from base 343 to 6762 and encodes 2139 amino acids. The transcript is spliced from 8 exons.
AAUAACAAAAACCACAACGACGCCCUGUGUCCUUUUGCUCUUGCUUAUGCAGCAGAGGGGAUGUACGCGCAUAUAGAGCUACAAAUCCAUUUUAGGCGGUGGAUCGGAACCCCGUUAUGCACAUUCAUUCGACAUGCGUAAAGCAUUUCUGUUCAAUGGAAACACGCUGCCAGAUAUUGGUUAAAGCUGCAACGAGCCCAGUGUGCGCCGUUCUGCCCACGUCGACGCUCCGCGGUGCGCUUGUCCCUUUAAUUCUGCCUUCCAUCACUUCGCUACCUGAAGCAGCCCGUUUCCCAAUCACAUGACGCCGUAAGUGCGUACGCGCCGCGACUGAGAGGGAAGAUGGCGGACGGGGAGGGAGAGACGCAGCUCGACCGGGGAGAUCGGCCCCAUAACGCGGCCGCGGACUCGCCUGUCGCCAUGGACAGCCUGCUUGCCACACUGCGAGGGCUGGAGGUCGAACUGCGACAACGGGACAUUUCCGAAACUUCGUCCAGCGACUAUUGCAACAACUUCUGCCAGGCGCUGAUGCACUGUGCUGGCAGCAGGAACUCCAUCGAGCACGGCCUGCCCCUGCUGGAGGUCUACUGCCUGUCCAUCACCUGCUUUGUGGCCGCCCGCCCCCACCUGACCACACAGUCCGACAAGGUCGCCCUCGUCCUGAAGAGACUGGCCCUGAGCUGUUUUGAGCUCUUACUCUCUGUGCCUGAGAACGCCAUCCCAUAUGAAGCCUGGAUGCAGUUCCACAGAUCUGUACAGGCGGCCCACGAUACCUUGCAGCAGCACGGGAACACGGACCUGCAGGCCCUGCUGCGGAUUUUGGGAGAGGGCGGAGCCUGGAGUAACCCCACCCUCAUCGCGUUGCUCACUGGUCAACCCACCAAUCAAGAGGAGGUGGAGGCCUUCCUGGCCCUGGAGGGCGACAGCUUCAUGGAGAUGCGGGUGAAGCACCUGGUGAAGGUGGGGGAGAUGGCCCAGGCCAUGCUGCUGGCCCGCUCCUGCGCCGACUCCGCCCACAUCGCCAACCGCACCACCUUCCGCCAGAUCUACGUCACGCAGCUGUGCGCCAUGCUGCCCCGAGAGGACGCCAUCAUGGAGAUCUCCAGAGUGGACGGUAAGGAGGUGCUGGAAAUAAUCUGUAACCUGGAGACAGAGGGGCAGGAGAACCUGGCCUUCAUCCUCUGCACCACCUUCCUCACCCAGCAACUCCAGCAAGAGAGCAUCUACUGCUCCUGGGAGCUGACUCUGUUCUGGAGUAAGCUCCAGAGGAGGAUCGAGCCGUCUCUGGAGUCCUUCCUCGAGCACUGCCUGCAGCUGGGUGCCAUCGCCAAGACGGUCUACCACCUGCUCUUCCUGGUGCGAGUGAUCCAGACAGAGGCGGAGCAGCUGGGCCUGGCCGCGUCGGUGGAGCUGUGCGUCCGCGCCCUGCAGCUGCCCCGCCAGGAGGACGCCGAGACCAAGACGUCCGUCUGCAAGACGGUGGCCUGCCUGCUCCCCGACGACCUGGAGGUGCGGCGGGCGUGCCAGCUCACGGAGCUCCUGCUGUGCACCUCCCGGGCGGCUUUCGCCUCGCUGGAGGAGCUGUACCUGCGGCCCGACCAGAAGCACGAUGAGGACGCCGCCCUGGUCCCCAACAGCCUGCGCUGUGAGCUCCUGCUGGCCCUCAAGGCCCACUGGCCCUUCGACCCCGAGUUCUGGGACUGGAAGACGCUGAAGAGGCACUGCCUCCGCCUGCUGGGGCUCGAACCCGAGGCCGAGCCUGAGGAAGAGGAGGAGGAGGAAGUGCCGGCGGAUGGCGGGGGAGCGGGAGCGGGGGAGAUUAGUCCCGAGGCGCAGGAGGAGGCGAAGGACGAAGAGGAGACGCACAGAGGUGUGGCGGCGAGGAGGGAGGAGCCCAGCAGGUCGAGGAGGUCCAGCGGUGGCAAAGACUGCAGCAAAGACGCCGCUGAGGCCGAGGCGAAGAAACGCGUCCCGGGGGAGGACAAGGAGGCGCCAGCCGCCCAGAAAGGAACGCCGCCCAAGAAGAAGGCUCCCUCGGAGAGGUCCCUGCGGUGGCAGAAGUACAAGUUCUUCUGCCUGAUCUGCCAGCGGGAGGUGAUCGAGGCCCGCAUCCUGCACCACUCGCGCAAGCACGUGGAGGACGGCGUCUACACCUGCCCCGUCUGCCUGCAGAAGUUCCCGGCGCGGCAGGAGCUGGUCACGCACACCAGCGAGCACAUCCAGAUGCCCGCCCGGAGGUCUCUGCCCCAGAAGAAGAAGAAGGUGAAGAAGAAGGUGAACCUGCGCAAGGAGAUGGAUGACGACGACGAGCUGGACGACUCCCUGGAGCCCGGGGAGAUCAGCCUGGACCCGUCGCUGCUCAUGUACUACCAGUCCACCCAGGACCCCGACGUGCUGGAACACCUGCUGGAACAGGCCGCCUCCCAGCCCAAGAGGGCCGCCGACGACGACCACAUCACCUUCGAGUACAUCGACGCCCACUUCCAGCUGCAGGACCGCGAGGUGUACCCCUGCCCCGCCACGGGCUGCGGGAAGCACUUCAAACAGUUCAAGUACCUGAGCGUUCACCUGAAGGCGGAGCACGACGGCAGCGGCGACGGGAACGUGCGGCACUACCUGGAGAUGAAGGACCGGCGGGAGAAGUGCACCUUCUGCCGACGGCACUUCAUGACCGCCUACCACCACCGGCGGCACAGGCGGAUGCACUACGGCGACCGGCCUUACACGUGCGUGGUGACGGGCUGCGGGGCCCGGUUUGACGCCACCAACGAGCUCAUGGCCCACAAGCAGAGCCACGGCUUCCGCUUGAGCUACCGCUGCGAGCUCAAGGGCUGCAGCCUGACCUUCUGCGACCUGGGCCAGCUCUACCACCACGAGGCCCAGCACUUCCGCGACGCGGCCUACAGCUGCACCAGCCCCGGCUGCAAGAAGUUCUACUUCUCCAAGAGGGACUUCCUCAAGCACUUAGCCACUCACGGCAUCACCUUCACCGAGGAGGACUUCGCUGCCCAGAGAGAGAGGAGGAGGAAGCCGGCCGACCCUUUCACCGAGGAGUUCAGCCCCACCAAGAAGACCGUCCUGGAGGAGCCGCCAGGAGACGACGAGACCGGAGAGGCAAGGUGCUCCCCUGCAAGCAAUACCACCUCCUCCACCACCUCCCCCUUCUCCUCCUCCUCCUCCCUCAAGGAGCCCAGGGGCACACUGACCUGCGUGGCGGUCUGCUUCGACGGCAGGAAGUUCACCUGCGGCUUCGAGAGCUGCGGCCGGACCUUCACGCAGGCCAGCGACGUUCAAAGGCACCUCAAGUGCGUGCACCCGGGACAGAUCAAGUCAGAGAAGAAAGGGCAGAAAAGACUGAGCAAGGUGAAGAGUUGGGGAACGAGGGAGAGGGACAUUAAAAUCGAGCAGGGCAGCACUGACCGGAGCGCACAGGCGCAUCCCAGUUGUGCCCAAGGCGUGUGCAAGGAGAGGUCCUACUCUCCCGCUGCGGAACCCCACAAACCUUUCGUCCCGCCCCCUUCGAGCCCGCCGAUCGACGACACCCUAAAAGAAGUGUUGUUGGGCCUCAGCCGGCUCAGCCUGAGGGCCUCUAGCCCCCGGAGCUCGCUGUGCGAUACUUGCCAUCCUAUCUCAGGGUCUUCCGUUUCACAGGUGUCUUCUUCCCCCACCACCUCGAGUGCCAAUGCAAGCCCCUCCGCUGCCACCAAAGCGUCACGGAAGAAAGCUGCACCUAAACCCCAGCCUGCUGCCGAAAAGCAAACUCCUCCCCAACCACCGCCACUGACCCCACGGACCCCCUCCCCGCCCCGGGGCCGGCCACCGCCGCCCCGACGAAUAUCGGACUUUCUGGUCCAACCCUCCACCAAGCCUUACGGAUGUGAGGUCAAGGGUUGCUCGUUCAAGAGCGUCACCACCAAUGCCCUCAAGGGCCACUACCUACGGAAACAUGGCUUUUCCAGUGAACGCCUGAAGGGGGUAGACAUCUUGAAGUCCAACAAGUUUAAGCCAUUCAAGUGCCACCUGUGCCCCAAAAGCUACCGGCAAAAGUCAGAGCUCCGGGUCCACUACCUGCAGAUGCACGACGUCAGCGAGUCCGUGGUGGAGCAGAUGAGCUGCUCCUUGAAGAGGCGAGAGGAGGGCAAAGCCCCAGAACCCGCCAAACCCAAAGUCAGCCCUAAGCAGGUCCCCCAGACGCCGAAGAAGCAGGUGGGGCGGCCGGCGAAGGUAGAGGAGAGGGCAGUGAACGCCUGGCAGCAGAAACACUCAAAGAAGAAGGGCGGGAUGUGGGUGCUGAAGUCGGAGCGCGAGAACGGCAUAGUCAAGCCUGCCGACAAGAGCAAGAAAAUGGACACCAAGUCCGUCGCCAAGACGCCCUCCCCGGCCUUGCGGGAUAACUGCAAGGUGGUGGAGGAGGAGGAGGAGGAGAGGGCAUCUCGAGAGGGCAGGGGCAGUCGGCGGUUGGUGGCGAAGGGCAACCUGUGCUACAUCUUGACCAAGUAUCACAAGCCCUUUCACUGCGUGCACAAGGACUGCAGCUCCGCCUUCACCCACCAGAGCGGCCUGGUGCGCCACCUGCAGGCCGUCCACCGCUACAACCGCUCCCAGCUGUGCCUGGAGGAGGACCUGGAGCUCCAGCACAGCGUCGGUGUCCGGAAGGGCGAUACCGCCGCGUCGAAGCCGCCGCCGCAGCGCCUGCACUGCAAGCACAAGGGCUGCGGCAAGCACUUCCCCAGCAACUCCAGCCUGUGGCAGCACUGUCGCCGGCAGCACGGCACCGCCGACCGGCACAAGCCCCCGUCCCCGCAGACGCCCCCCAGGGCUCCCGAACCCGAGUCGGAGCCCAACACCCCGCCCAGCUCCGAGGAGCCCAUACCGCAGUUCAGGUGCAGCUACGGCGACUGUACCGCCACCUACCACCUGUACAGCAGCCUGCUGCGGCACACCAGCCACGUGCACCGCAGCCAGCCGCCACAGGGGGCGCCACCUCCCCUGCAGCAGCAGGUGCGCUGCAGGUUCGAGGGCUGCACGCGGGUCUUCUCCCAGAACUCCAGCUACAUGAAGCACGUCUUCUACCGCCACUGCGACUACUACGACUCGGUGGUGCUGCGUCUGCAGAACGCCCACAAGAGGGACAAGUCCGCCAGCGGCUGCCAGAAGAAGCUGAUUGUCAGCGCCUCCCCGAAACGGCAGCCGCCGUCUUCGCCGCAGAAGAACACACCAAAGCUACCUCUCAGGCACUCGCUGAGGCACUGCCCCAAGUCUCAGGAGGCCAUCAGGGUGGAGGAAGAGGAGGAGGGUACGGGGGAGAACACGGAGGAAGAGCCCGUGGAGGAGGAACCCUCGAAAACCCCCCGGCCCAGAAAAAGUGAUCUGAAGCUGGUCUACCGCACCCACGAGGAGGCCCUCCAGAUGUGCCAGGACCGCUGCCUGCCCGUGGCCUACCCCUGCAUGGUGCAGGACUGCGACUCCGUGCUGACCGUGGAGCGCAGCAUGCGCCGACACUACCUGAGCUGCCACCACAUGUCCACCAACGUGUUCAACGACAACCAGGAGAGGCUGGUCAACAACGCCGAGCAGCUGGAGGAGCUCAUCCAGAGGAAGUCCGCUCCCCCGGCCCGGCCCUGUCCGCCGUGCCCCGGCGUGGCCCGGGCGCCCAACGGCGUGCUGAAGGUGGAGUACCAGGCCGAGCCGGAGAACCCGGGGGGCCUCUCGCUGCCCAUGAGCCUCCACUCCAUCGAGGCGGACCCCGUGGACAAGCAGGAGCCCCUUAGUUUCGGCGGGGAGGAGUCUGUGGCCAAGUGUGACGUGGCCGUGAGCACUGACGACCUAUGCACCAACAGCUCGCUCCACGUGGAGGUGCAGGAAAACGGGCACCAUGGAGAGCAGGUUAAGGAGGAGCGGCCCCUCCUUGCCCAAAGUCCACACAGCCCAACGCCCUACCCAGUCCCUGCCCCCGUGGACCUCUCCCCGCCCGCUACUCUCCGAAUAACCCCCAGCGGGACCCCCACAGACUCUCCUGACAAAGAAUGUGAGAGCACAGCAUCCAAUGCUACUGCAAACGUCGACAGCCCUGUCGCCCCAACCUGCCAGCCACUUAAGUGCGAGAAUGAGCUCCCCGCGCCCCCGCCCUCUUCCUCGACGCCCCCCCCAUGCCAGCCCACCCCAAAGGACGUCUCGCCACCGGCCCCCGCCCCGUCACCGCGCCCCUUCGACCUGGCGGCCUACAAGCCCAUGGGCUUCGAGUCGUCCUUUCUCAAGUUCAUCCAGGAGAGCGAGAGCAAGGAGGAGCAGACUGCGGAGGGCGGGGCCUGGGGGUCCAACCCCCACCCGCACCACCACCCCCCGCACCACCUCCACCGCCACCGCAACCACCAGAACCACCAGAACCACCAUCGAACGCCCCCCGAGCCCCUCCCUCCGGCGGCGUUGCCGCGGCGUUGCCGUGACUCCCGCCGCCGCGGCCGUUCCGUCAAGGAGAACAGCCAGAGGCGGCUGACGGUCACCGUCACUCGCAGCCGGAGGCCCCGCCCCCUGCCGCUUAAGCCCCUCCUCUGCGCCGGGGAGUACGCCUCGGUCCAGAACCUCCGCUCCAUCCUGGACCGGGCUCUGACGGGCUGCGGCGACCUGGCCAUCAAGCAGCUGCAGUACCUUCGGCCCGUGGUGGUUCUGGAGCGGUCCAAGUUCUCCGGGGCGUCCUCUCUGCUCGAACUGUUCCCCACGAAGAAACCCGAGAAGCUACUCCGUGCGAGCCGUCACCGUUGACUUCUUGAACUAUUUAGCCGAUGGACAAUGUUUUUUUUUUUUUGGGUUUUUUUUUUUCGCGUGUCAAACAAUUAAGAGACUUCCAGUAUUUUUUUCUAUCAAUUAUAUGGUUACUAUUACUACUAUGGUGGUUUAUUAUAAUUAUUAUUAUUAUUAUUGCUCUUACAAAUUGCCAAACUGUCAAAAAGCUCAAGUACCUUAAUUGAAAUAUAGCAGGUAUCAGUUUAUACAUGUAUAGAAAGAUGAAAGAUCUACUAACAGAUGUUUUGUAGAAGUUUUAAUUAUCAGUGCUGCCAUGUACAUUUUGUUGGUAUGAAAAAUUUUCCUGAAUCAGUAUCGUUCUCAUGCUCUGGCCUUUUUGAGUUUUAUGUUUUCUAAAAGUAUUGGUAACCGCGGGUGACCAAAGCGGUUUUCCCAUUUGUUGGAGCUCGUCAGUGGGCAAUUCAGACUUUAUACUUCCCCCAAAAAAAGAUUUAAAAAAAACAAAAACAGGCUGUGGUUAUGUUUAAUGUACUCAAUUUUCUAAGUCUGUAUUUGGGUAAAAGAAAUUACCCUACUUUCAAAUAUAUUAUGAGUUAAAAUGACUCCCCUUGUGUAUUCUGUGGGAAGCUUCGCAUCUUUGGUUUGUAACCAACAUAAAGUAUUAUUUUUCAUCUUGGGUGGAUAAAUCUUUGAUGGUCAAUAGCUACAAUUUGAUAUGUUGUACCAGUUAACAUGGCUGAGCCUUUUAGCCCCAAAUGUGGAUGAGUUUGCCCGUCUAAGCCACUGCUGAACCAAAAACGUCUCAGCUAUAAGAGGCUGAUUGAUGGCAAAAAAAAAAAGAAAAAAAGGUUUUACAGCCAAAGUGUAUUCGCCGUAACUCAACCUGCGACCUGUUUUCGGUGUCUUUAAAUGAAUCGGGGCCAGCCGCCUGUCAUUUGAGACACGCCCCGCUUCAACAGCAAACCGUACAGCAUAUCAAAUUGUGGAAUGCCCCAUUAAGUCAAGCUUUUGUGUAACAUUUGUGUUGCCUUAUUUUUCCACAACAUUUUCAACUUUUCAGAAGGUGAAUUAUCAGGUGGAACCCAUAGCAGUAUGCGCGGAGGUGAUGCAUUGGUACUUUAACAUGAACUAGAAAACCCCUGUCAGUAGAGCCACGUGUGGAUGAGAGCUUUUCAUAGACGAUUUGUAAACGGAAUGACAGCAAAAGAAAACACAAGUUUUUGUCUUUUUUUCUUUGUUUUUUUUUUGUUUUUUUUUUUCUCCUACAAGUUCAAAUAAAUGAUUCAGUGAAAUGGUGCUAAACUAAAA